Messenger RNA from Homalodisca vitripennis (glassy-winged sharpshooter), 2882 nucleotides. Its product is annotated as ionotropic receptor 25a-like. The record is from RefSeq and is a predicted model, not a curated record. Gene Ontology annotation, cellular component: postsynaptic membrane; plasma membrane. Gene Ontology annotation, biological process: modulation of chemical synaptic transmission; synaptic transmission, glutamatergic; monoatomic ion transport. Lineage: Eukaryota; Metazoa; Arthropoda; Insecta; Hemiptera; Cicadellidae. Gene Ontology annotation, molecular function: transmitter-gated monoatomic ion channel activity involved in regulation of postsynaptic membrane potential; glutamate-gated receptor activity.
UAUGGGAUAUGGAGGAUGAGUGUACUGUUAAUUAGGUUAACUCUCACUUCAGCCACUGCCCUGAUUUGGAUGAUCGACAUUUCGACCUCAGCGCAAGUGGGCCAGUCUUUCAAUGUGUUGUAUGUAAACGAAGCUCGUAACCCGGUAGCAGACAAAGCUGUUGAGGUUGCACUCAGCUUCAUCCGCCGCAGUUCCCAUCUCGGCAUACAUGUCGAUAACUUCUCGCAAGUGAAGGCCGAUAGUCAGGACCCCAGAACAUUCCUCAACGCUUUGUGUGACAAGUACAACAACUCACUACGACAAGGCAAGCCACCCCAUGUUGUGCUGGACACUUCACUUUCUGGUGUCAUCUCCGAGGCGGCCAAGGCCUUCUCUGCAGCACUUGCCUUACCAACUGUCUCUGCAUCUUAUGGCCAGGAUGGAGAUAUCAGGCAGUGGCGCAACCUGGAUGGAGAGCAACAGAAGUACCUUGUGCAGAUUUCUCCCCCUGGAGAUAUCAUCCCUGAGAUCGUCCGCAGCAUCGUUAUGAUGAACAACAUCACAAACGCUGGCAUCUUGUACGACAACUCAUUUGUUGUCGACCACAAGACCAAGUCACUCCUCCAGAACAUCCCAACACGUCACAUCAUGGCCGAGGUGGAAGAUCUGGACAGUAUACGACACCAGCUGACCCGCUACCGAGACCUAGACAUUGUCAAUUACUUUAUUCUCGGCCGUCUCUCCACCAUCAAGGCUGUCCUAGAUAUCGCCAACACUAACAAAUUCUUUAGUAAGAAAUUCGCCUGGCAUGCCAUCACGAAAGACAAAGGGUUGUUGAAAUGUGGCUGCACCAACGCCACCUUGAUUUUUGUCAAACCGGAGCCUGACUCUGCGCUUAAAGAGCGGUUGGCCAACCUGCGCACCACCUACACACUCACAGCUGAGCCUGAGAUAGAUGCUGUGUUCUACUUUGACCUUACCAUCCGUACCCUCCUCGCUAUAAAGGGGCUCUUUGAGAGUGGAGAAUGGCCCAAGAACAUGUCUUACAUCUCCUGUGAUGAUUACAAUGAAGACAGUCAGCCUCGCAGAAAAGAUCUUGACCUUAGGAAAUUUUUUAAACAGGUAUCAGAGCCUCCAUCAUAUGCCAACCUGGUGGUGGAGAGCAAUGGCCACAGUUUUAUGGAGUUUUCCCUCCACCUGGAGCGAGUGACAAUCGUCAACAGUCAGUCAGUGUCAGCAGAGCCCCUCAGCACGUGGAAGGCUAGCCUCAACGCUCCUCCAAUCCUGCUCAAGGACUCUGCCAGCAUCAACAACUUCUCAGCCAUCACCGUCUACAGAGUCGUCACUGUUCUGCAAAAUCCGUUUGUGAUGAAAGUUCUGGACAAGAACGGCAAAGAGACUGACAAGUUCCAAGGGUACUGCAUCGAUCUGAUUGAGGAGAUCAGUAAAAUGCUCGGCUUCGAGUACGAUAUUUAUAUCGCUCCUGACAACAGCUUCGGCUUCAUGGACGAAAAUGGACAGUGGAAUGGGAUGAUCAAAGAACUCAUUGAGAAAAGGGCAGACAUUGCUCUUGGCUCCCUAGCAGUAAUGGCGGAGAGAGAGAAUGUUGUGGACUUCACUGUGCCUUACUAUGAUCUUGUUGGCAUCUCCAUACUCAUGAAGAAACCCAAGAUCCCAACUUCCCUCUUCAAAUUCCUGAGCGUUCUUGAGAAAGAUGUUUGGCUCUGCAUACUUUCCGCAUAUUUUCUCACUAGUUUGCUGAUGUGGGUGUUUGAUCGUUGGAGCCCAUACAGCUAUCAGAACAACAGGGAGAAAUACAAGGAUGACGAGGAGAAACGGGAGUUCAACUUAAAAGAGUGUUUGUGGUUCUGCAUGACCUCUCUCACACCUCAGGGUGGGGGUGAGGCUCCAAAGAAUCUGAGUGGUCGCCUGGUCGCUGCAACAUGGUGGCUAUUCGGUUUUAUUAUCAUCGCCUCUUACACAGCAAAUCUGGCAGCUUUCCUGACAGUGUCACGCCUGGACACGCCCAUUGAUUCUCUGGACGGUCUUAGCAAACAGUACAAGAUUCAGUAUGCCCCUCUGCAAGGUUCCGCCACUAUGACCUACUUCUUCAGAAUGUCUCAAAUAGAGACCAAGUUCUACGACAUAUGGAAAGAGAUGUCCCUGAAUGACAAUCUUAGUGAAAUUGAACGUGCCAAGUUGGCUGUGUGGGAUUACCCAGUGAGUGACAAGUACACCAAGAUGUGGCAAGCCAUGAAGGAGGCAAAGAUGCCGGCAACUCUUGACGAGGCUGUUAAGAGAGUGAGAGACUCGCCUUCGUCCAGCGAGGGGUUUGCUUACUUAGGUGAUGCAACUGACAUAAAAUACCUGGCCAUGACCAACUGUGAUCUACAAAUGGUGGGAGAUGAGUUCUCCCGCAAACCUUAUGCUAUUGCGGUGCAGCAAGGGUCUCCCCUAAAAGACCAGUUUAAUAAUGCAAUUUUGCAACUACUAAACAAAAGACGGCUAGAAAAAUUAAAAGAAACAUGGUGGACUCUGAAUCCAGAAAAGAAAAUGUGUGAAAAGCAAGAUGAUCAAUCGGAUGGAAUAAGCAUUCACAACAUAGGUGGAGUGUUUAUUGUGAUAUUUGUGGGAAUUGGACUGGCUUGUAUCACUCUGGCAUUGGAGUACUGGUGGUACAAGUAUCGCAAGCCAGCAGUGACCAAGGUGACAGUUGGGCAGUGGCGAGAACCGAACAAGCUAGAUAUGUCAAAUAAGCAACUACGAGAACAUGACUUCAUUCGAGGGCUAGCCGCCGACUACGCAGGACUACAGAGCAGACAUUCCAUCCAUGCACUUAACCCCCGACGGAAUCUGAUACAUCCAGUUCCAACUGUUGAUCAAUAAAUAUGUAAAUUGAUAAA